Colletotrichum orchidophilum is the source of this 1416-nucleotide messenger RNA. Its product is annotated as Pex2/Pex12 amino terminal region. Gene Ontology annotation, cellular component: peroxisomal membrane. Bases 1 to 1416 code for a protein of 471 amino acids. The transcript has a single exon. Lineage: Eukaryota; Fungi; Ascomycota; Sordariomycetes; Glomerellales; Glomerellaceae. Gene Ontology annotation, molecular function: zinc ion binding. The record is from RefSeq and is a predicted model, not a curated record. Gene Ontology annotation, biological process: protein import into peroxisome matrix.
AUGACCUCGACCAACUUUGCGCAAGCGCAGCAGCGCCUGGCAGCACGACGACAAGCACGCGAAGCCAAUAAUGCUGCCCGACUAGCCGCCCAGCGCGAUUCCUCACGCACCCGGGCCCAAAUCGAUCGUUUACCGUUCCCAUUCAGCCGCCUCGGCUCAGCAUGGGACUCGAUAUCAUCGCAAGAUGGCACUCGACCCGCCUUUAGAGUCGGACAGGUCGAUGCGGAACUGCUAGAUGACGAAUUGUUAGAGUUGCUCCGCGGCCAGGUUGGCGAUGCACUCAAGUACUUCGCCGGCGGCCAUCUGAAAGACGACUGGUCUGCCGAGAUUCUUCUUGCACUCCGCGCCAUUCUUUUCAAGUUAACGGUCUGGGAUAACGACGCGACUUAUGGCGCAGCUCUACAAAACCUGAAAUACACGGAUGCGCGCAAAGACGGCUCGGUGCUUGUUGCGCCAUCUAGAUGGCAAAAGUCAUUAUACGGAUUGGCCACCGUAUUUGGGAAAUACGGCUGGGAGAAGUGGGAGAACUGGCUGCUUGAAAACGACGAUGGUUACAGCGACGAGCCCAAUCCUCGACUCCAGAGGCUGUCACGUAUGACAUCCCGGAUCACGACGCUCCACGCAGGAGCAGCCUUUGUCUCGUUUCUCGUCUUUCUGCUGCAGGGAAGAUAUCGCACUCUCCUCGACAGAGUCCUACGGAUGCGCCUGGCUCCACCGACCAGCCAGGUGAGCCGCGAGGUGUCCUUUGAGUACCUCAACCGGCAACUCGUUUGGCACGCCUUCACCGAGUUUCUUCUAUUCAUACUGCCGCUUGUUGGCAUUAACCGGUGGAGGAGGUGGAUCUCAAGGACAUGGCGCAAGACAAAAGAGAUCAUCGCUACAAAGGGAGACGAAGAGACAUCAGCAAAUGGCGAAUUGGGAUUCCUGCCUGAACGCACAUGCGCUAUAUGCUAUCAGGACCAGAAUGCCCUUGCAAGUACAGAAACCGAGAUCAUGGCAGCGGCUGCAUCAAGUGGUGUCAUUGGCUCAGCUCAGACCGACAUCACCAAUCCUUACGAGACCAUUCCUUGCGGCUGCGUCUACUGCUUUGUUUGCAUAGCAACUCGUCUAGAGCGGGAAGAAGGUGAGGGUUGGACAUGUCUCAAGUGUGGCGAGCUCGUCAAAGAGUGCAAACCAUGGAGCGGCGAUGUUUUAGAGCCACCGAAGAAAUCACCAACUACCAAAGUAGUGGCCUUUUUAGAUGAGUCCAAGGAUGUCGAGAGUGACGUCGGCACGGAAGACAACGCUGAUAGCGAAGAAGUCGAAGGCAUGAACAGCACCGAGUUUAUUGACGUUUCUCGAGAUGAAGACUACCCUGACGAUACGGAUACUGGCGACUCAGAAGGCUUCGAGGAGACCAUGGACCAGGGCGAAUGA